AACCGUCACAGACAAGAAGACAUCUCUUAAAAUAUUAACUGAUUCAAAUCAUCAAGAUACCUAAUGAAAAUCGGAAUAAGGAAGAUUACCAUCGAUAAGCAGCUUAGUGAAAAUAAAACAGCGAAAAACGCAGAAGUCGACGAAAAAUUAUCUCUUAUCGACAAAGGGUGCAGAAAAGAAGACGUCUUCUACAAGAAGCUCGCUAAUGGAAAUUACAUAUGUAACAUCUGUCAGACAGUGUCCGAACGGAAGAGCCACAUUCUGAGUCACAUUAUGGGCAAGCACAGCUUUCAUCGUUCCUUCAGAUGUGCGGUUUGCGGCAAGAAUUUUAAAUACAAUUACAAUUUGAAUGUGCACCGACUUAUUCAUGAAAAAAUGAGGUCCGAUUAUUUGUACGGCUGCAGUAAGUGCAACUAUCGCGGCGGAACGAAGGCCCAUCUGAAGGCCCACUACACCAGGCGACACACCGACGAGUACAGAUUCGUCUGCGAGCAUUGCGGUAAAUACUUCAAGCUAGAAUGGGACUUAAAGUUCCAUCUGAUGACGCAUGACGGUUCCUGGCACAUGUGCGACAUUUGCGGUAGAUUCUACACGAGCAAUUACUCCCUGUAUAAACACAGGAAAAUGGCGCACUUGAAUGAGUACAAGUUUCAUUGCGACGUGUGCAACAAAAAGCUGAUUACGUAGAAGAACAGUUAUAUGCAGUAACACGAUAAGACUUACGAGUGUAAAGAGUGUGGCAAGAAAUAUUUCACCAGCCACGCGACGAUACACACAGGCGUCAAACCGUACACGUGCCAGAUUUAGAUUAAAGGAGUUUCAGGACAUCGAAUAUGAGAAACAUGCAUUUAAUCACGCAUUCGACAGAAAAACCGUAUAUCUGCGACUUGUGCGAGCAAACAU
Nylanderia fulva is the source of this 903-nucleotide messenger RNA. Its product is annotated as zinc finger X-chromosomal protein-like. Gene Ontology annotation, molecular function: RNA polymerase II cis-regulatory region sequence-specific DNA binding; DNA-binding transcription factor activity, RNA polymerase II-specific. NCBI's taxonomy places the organism in Eukaryota, Metazoa, Arthropoda, Insecta, Hymenoptera, Formicidae. Gene Ontology annotation, biological process: regulation of DNA-templated transcription. The record is from RefSeq and is a predicted model, not a curated record.